Prosopis cineraria is the source of this 810-nucleotide messenger RNA. RefSeq lists its product as uncharacterized. Lineage: Eukaryota; Viridiplantae; Streptophyta; Magnoliopsida; Fabales; Fabaceae. The transcript has a single exon. The record is from RefSeq and is a predicted model, not a curated record. The coding region runs from base 330 to 767 and encodes 145 amino acids.
AAUAACAAUAACAAUAAUAAUAAUAAUAUCAGCAAAACAUUAAUCAAAAACCACAUUUUUAAUUGUGUCUACAGAUAAGUGUGGCGUUUUUCGUCUGUAUCACUUUCGUCUCAGCACAGACUCUCACACCCGCCCUGGCAAAGCUAAAAACACAGUCAUUGCUAAUCAUCACGCAUUAUAACGCCAUUAAAAUUAUUCACUACACUACAACCCUAUGGGAUUCACUUUUCUUCCAAUCUAAGCCUUUCGGCUUUUUUUCUCUCUUCCCCAAUUUAUACCCCUCCAUCCCUCCCUCUUCCACAGGAAGCAUCAGCGCCGAAACAGAGACCAUGACCUCCGUCUGCAUCUCCAACUGCGUCAGCGACGCUCGAGACCCCCGUGUUCCCGUCAGAGCCACGUACGUUAACCUCUACAAGUGGCCGGAAUCGGACGCCGAGUUCGUGAGGUCGGUGAGCCAUAACCGCCGAAAAGGAUCGCAGGUGUACGGACACCCCAGGGUGGUCGACAGUAUCUCCUGCAGGCAGAUGUAUCUGAGAAGCUACAAAUUUUCCAGGAAAGAGAGCGUGCCCGAGAAAACCCAGAAGUGCUUCGGGAGGGUGAAGGAGAAAGUGGGUCAGGGGAAGAAGAACAGGCCUGCUUCGGCGAGGAAAAGGAAGUGUUUGGUUUGGAGGAAAGUGAAGGAAAUCUCGUGCUCUGCACUCUGUAGGAUUUUCCACAAUUUCUUGUCUUGUGCUGCUAGCGUAGAUGUCGUCGAUGAAAAGGAUUGACGUUUUAAUUUGAGGUUGCGAAUCGUAUUUUGCUUGUUUGCUU